Messenger RNA from Cynoglossus semilaevis (tongue sole), 8014 nucleotides. RefSeq names its product Ral GTPase activating protein non-catalytic subunit beta (gene ralgapb). Gene Ontology annotation, biological process: regulation of small GTPase mediated signal transduction; activation of GTPase activity. Lineage: Eukaryota; Metazoa; Chordata; Actinopteri; Pleuronectiformes; Cynoglossidae. Bases 211 to 4857 code for a protein of 1548 amino acids. The record is from RefSeq and is a predicted model, not a curated record. Gene Ontology annotation, molecular function: GTPase activator activity. The transcript is spliced from 32 exons.
UUGUAACGUACUUUACGGACCCCGUUUCCCGUUAGCUCAUCAGGCUGCAGUACCCAAGCCUUGACAUUGCGAAGAUGGAGGCUGUUUUAUUUUAGACCAGUGUACACAGAGAGUUCAGACUGCGGGAUACAUUAUCCUGUUAUGACAAGACUUCCAGCCGGUGCAGGUGGAGGAAGGAGCUGUGAGUAGAGUGCUGUAAUCAUCGGUAGCAUGUACUCUGAGUGGCGCUCACUGCAGUUGGUGGUGCAGAGGGACCAGGGCCACCUCAGCGUCCUGCACACCUAUCCCACCAGUGUGGGCACAGAGGUGGCCAAUGCUGUGGUCAAGCCUUUGGGUACUGCUGUGAGCCCAGUCGCCACAGAAAAUAUCCUCAAGACAGACAAGGAGGUGAAGUGGACCAUGGAGGUGCUGUGUUAUGGCCUCACCCUCCCUCUCGAAGGGGACACUGUUAAGUUGUGUGUGGACGUGUACACAGACUGGAUGAUGGCCCUGGUGUCACCCAGGGACUCCAUGCCUCAGCCUGUGGUGAAGGAGCCCAAUAUGUAUGUCCAGACCAUCCUCAAACAUCUUUAUAAUGUGUUUGUACCAAGGCCUGACCAGCACAGCCCCAACCAUAUCAGACUCUGCCAGCAGGUUCUGACUGCAGUGCAAAAACUGGCCAGGGAGUCUGUUUCCAUGGUUCGGGAAACCUGGGAGGUCCUGCUGCUGUUCCUGCUUCGCAUUAAUGACACAUUGCUUGCCCCACCCACUGUUGGAGUUGGUGUGGCAGAAAAACUGGCAGAGAAGUUGAUGGCAGUGCUGUUUGAAGUGUGGCUGCUGGCCUGCGCCCGAUGUUUUCCCACACCACCAUACUGGAAAACAGCGAGAGAGAUGCUUGCCAACUGGAGACACCACCCUCCAGUUGUGGAACAAUGGAGCAGAGUGGCCUGUGCUCUGACUUCUAGACUUUUGCGCUUCACCCACGGACCGUCUUUCCCACCCUUCAAAGUUCCUGACGAGGAUGCCAACCUGAUUCCUUUUGAGAUGGACAAUGACUGUGUUGCCCAGACGUGGUAUCGCUUUCUUCACAUGCUCAGCAACCCAGUCGACCUGAGCAAUCCUGCUAUAGUGAGCACCACUCCCAAGUUUCAGGAACAGUUUUUAAACUCCAGUGGUAUCCCUCACGAAGUAGUGCUGCACCCAUGUUUGAAACAGCUUCCACAGAUUUUCUUCAGGGCAAUGAGGGGUGUCAGCUGCCUCGUGGACGCCUUCUUGGGUGUCUCUGUUGAAAAGAGAGAUGUACGGGAGAGGGUGUUCUCUUUUUCCCCUGUGCUGCUCUCUCAUGGUAUAUCACGUCCUAGAGCUGACAGUGCCCCGCCCACCCCUGUCAACAGAAUGAGCAUGUCUCCGCCUCCCUCCAUAGCCAACACUACCCCUCCACACAGCCGCAAGCAGCGACACGCAGUGGUCACCAAAACCACCAGCAAGAGUUCAACUAGCGGUCAACCAACCAAAGCAUCCCAGCAGCAGCAACAGCAGCAGCAGAUUUCGUCCUCUCCAACCAUGCUGUCUAGUCCAAACCAGAGCAGUUGGGAAUCUCGUCCUCUGCCGGCUCCUGCACGGCCAAAGGUCAACAGCAUCCUCAAUCUGUUUGGCCAGUGGCUAUUUGACGCUGCUCUGGUUCACUGUAAACUCCACAGUGGCCUCAGCAGAGACCCCAGCAUGACUGCCAUAGCCACUCAAGUAAGUCUGGAACUGAGAAGGAAAGGUUCUCAAAUGUCCAAUGACUCCAUGGUGUCUAACCCCAUGUUUGACACCAAUGAGUUCCCAGAGAGCUAUGAGGCGGGUCGUGCAGAGGCCUGUGGGACACUCUGCCGCAUCUUCUGUAGCAAGAAAACUGGCGAAGAGAUUCUGCCUGUGUAUCUUUCUAGGUUCUACAUGGUCCUAAUUCAGGGUCUCCAGAUCUCUGACUUCAUCUGCAGACCAGUUCUGGCUUCUAUCAUUCUCAACUCUUCCUCUCUCUUCUGCACUGACCUGAAGGGAAUCAAUGUUGUUGUGCCCUACUUCAUAGCUGCCUUGGAGACGAUUGUACCUGACAGAGAAUUGUCCAAAUUCAAAAUGUAUGUAAAUCCUACUGAUCUGAGGAGAGCCUCCAUCAACAUCUUGCUCGCAAUGUUGCCAUUGCCACAUCACUUUGGCAACAUCAAAUCAGAGGUUCUUUUGGAGGGAAAGUUCAAUGAGGAGGAUGGGUGGCCACAUGACCAGCCAGUGCCUUUUCUAUCCCUACGUCUACGUCUUGUCAAUGUCCUGAUAGGAGCCUUGCAGACAGAGACUGACCCCACCAACACUCAGCUCAUCCUAGGUGCAAUGCUCAAUAUAGUCCAAGACUCAGCGCUGCUGGAGUCCAUAGGUGCACAGACUGAAACAGGGAGUAUAGAUGGGAGCCACAUAACUGUGAGGAGCCAGAGCCACAGUCGCACCAACAGUGGAAUUAGUUUCACCAGUGGGGGCAGCACAGAGGCGACCAGUCCUGACACUGAACGUCCUGCCCAAGCACUUCUUCGAGACUAUGCUCUUCCAGAUACGGCGGCAGGCCUGCUGGUACGCAGCAUACACCUUGUCACUCAGAGGCUCAACUCUCAGUGGAAGCAAGACAUGAGCAUUUCACUGGCUGCCCUGGAACUCCUGGCUGGCCUGGCCAAGGUAAAGGUGGGAGUAGACUCUGCAGAUCGUAAGCGUGCUGUCAGCUCCAUAUGUAGGUACAUUGUUUACCAGUGUAGCCGCCCUGCUCCUCUUCAGUCCAGAGACCUGCACUCUAUGAUCGUUGCUGCCUUCCAGUUUCUGUGCGUGUGGCUCACAGAACACCCUGACAUGCUGGAUGAGAAAGAUUGUUUGGUGGAGGUGUUGGAAAUAGUAGAGCUUGGCAUCUCCGGUAGCAAAUCCCGACAAGAGCAGGAGGUUCGACACAAAGGAGAAAAGGAGCAUAAUCCAGCUUCCAUGAGGGUGAAGGAUGCUGCUGAGGCCACACUGUCCUGUAUCAUGCAGGUGUUGGGGGCCUUCCCCUCUCCCAGUGGACCUGCCUCCACCUGCAGCUUACUGAAUGAAGACACCCUAAUACGCUAUGCCAGACUGAGUGCUACAGGAGCUAGCAACUUCCGUUACUUUGUGUUGGACAACUCUGUCAUCCUUGCCAUGCUGGAGCAACCUCUGGGAAAUGAACAGAAUCCCAGUCCAUCAGUAACAGUUUUGAUCCGAGGUACAGCUGGCAGACAUGCCUGGACCAUGCAGCUUUUCCACCAACCCAGAGGAGCUCGAGCCAAUCAGAGGCAGGUGUUUGUUCCUGAGGGACGUCCAAUACCUAACAAUGACGUAGGAAUAAAAUACAAUGUCAAGCAGAGGCCUUUCCCUGAAGAGGUGGAUAAGAUUCCUCUGGUCAAAGCUGAUGUCAGUAUUCCUGACCUGGAUGACAUUGUCAGUAAAGAGGCCUAUUGUUUGGGCUGGCAGGAUGAUUCAAGAGCCACUCAUACACUGAUGAGCAAUUUCCCUCACUUGGAAAUUCAACAUGACAGGCUUCGAAUUCUCAUGACCAAACAAAUAGAGUAUGAGAAUGCUCUGGAGCGGCACAGUGAUGAAAUCUGGAAGUCCAAGCCUUUCCCUGAUCCGCACACGGACUGUAAACCUCCUCCACCAUCACAGGAAUUCCAGACGGCACGCCUUUUCCUCUCACACUUUGGCUUUUUGUCUCUGGAGGCACUCAAGGAGCCCAACAACAGUCGCUUACCUCCACAUCUGAUUGGUCUGGAGUCAUCGUUGCCAGGGUUUUUUGAUGACAUCAGUUAUCUCGACCUGCUUCCCUGUCGACCAUUUGACACCGUCUUUAUUUUCUACGUAAGAGCUGGACAAAAAAACAGCCACGAGAUUCUAAAAAAUGUGGAGUCAUCUACCAGUGUCCAGCUCCACUUUUUAGAGUUCCUGCUGUCCUUAGGCUGGCCUGUGGAUGUGGGACGUCACCCAGGUUGGACGGGACACAUAGACACUAGUUGGUCCCUGAACUCUCGCUCUGACAGCAAUGACAUACAACAAACAGAAGAGGCAGCUACACCUGAGGACACAGGAGGUUCAGUGUUCAACGGGGAAAAGAAAGUUUUGUACUAUGCCGAUGCUCUGACAGAGAUUGCCUUUGUUGUUCCGUCGUUAACAGAGAACUCAGAGGAGUCAUCAGUGCACAGUGACUCCACUGUGGAGGCAGACACCAACACAGACAUCUUGCCUGGUUUACCAAAACAACCCAACCUCACUCUAGAACUGUUUCCCAAUCAUUCUGAAAACUUGGAGUCUGUUAAGAAGUUGAGUCCUCUGGUGAAGACAAAGCGUUCAUCAACUGGAAAGUCUUUCCCCCCACUGGGUCCUGAGACAAAGGUGUUUGUGGUUUGGGUGGAGUGCUUUGAUGAUAUUGAAAACUUUCCGUUGUCUGAUCUCUUGGCGGAAACGAGCACAGGCUUGGAGGCUAGUAUGAGCAACAGCACUUCCUGCAGGUCAGGGUUACUAGAGAAGGACAUUCCUCUGAUCUUCAUCCACCCUCUGAAGACGGGACUAUUCAGGAUCCGACUGCAUGGAGCUGUGGGCAAAUUUGGCAUGGUGAUACCACUGGUGGACGGCAUGGUGGUCAGCCGCAGAGCUCUAGGUUUUCUUGUGCGUCAAACUGUCAUAAACGUUUGCCGACGAAAGCGUCUGGAAAGUGACUUGUACAACCCGCCUCACGUCAGGCGGAAGCAGAAAAUAACUGAGAUUGUCCAGCGUUACCGCAACAAGCAGCUGGAGCCCGAGUUUUACACCUCACUCUUCCAUGAGGUGGGGGAGGGAAAGCCUCACCUCUAAUCACCCUGACCUGUCCUGACACUGGCACACAUACACACCCAUAAACACACACACAUAAACAUGUGUAACACACACUCACUUCCUCAGACACACACACACACACACACACACAGAAUCUUUAUAUUUAUACUGUACUAUUUUGUUAUUUAUAUGAAUACAUAUAUCUACACUGUCUGCCUUUGACUCUGAGAGCAAAGUGUCAAAAACAAUGCCAAGGUGGGAAAGCUACAUUUCUGUGUCGCAGCCACUUGUGGAACGUCUGAAUGGCCAAAGUUCAACAGCGACUGUCUCUAUUCUACACACACUCCCCUCUCUCUCUCUCUCUCUCCCUCCCUCCCUCCCUCCCUCCUUCUCCUUUACGUCCAUGCUUGUCUAGAAUCUCUGCUCGUCUUUAAUGGCAAUACAGUAGUUACACUGUUGGCCUUUCUCAACUUGUACAAAAUUUCUUCUUCACACCGUGUGAUGCGACUGAAACAAUUUGAUAACAGAGUUGUGUCCAAAAAGAAAAUUUCAGACCGUUUUUUCUGUUUUUCUUGCUAAAUCUUUGCCAAGGAGAUAAAACAUGCAGGCAUCCAAUAAUAUAAUAUAUACAGUAUAGUGCUGCUGCUUGACAACACGUUACUCAAAACAGAAGAAAGAAGUGACUGCGAGCAUUCGUGCAUUGUCUAAUUUGACAACACUUGUCAACACCCAAACAUCUGCUAAAGUCUUCCUGAUCUAAACACAUUCAGCCUCUGCAGCAGCUAUCAGAGUUUUAACUACAGAUAAUUUGUAGAAGAAUCUGAACCAUCUCUGUGUCAGUCUGGAAGUAUUUCACUCUCACAGCAGCCUCUGCUCUCUCUGUGAACGUGUGUGCAUUUGCUCCUUAAAGAUAUAGACCUUUACUCUACAAAAAGUCAACAGAGGCCAAACCUCAUCUGAUUUAAAACAAAAACUACUUUCUUUUUCACCAAAACCUCAAUAAGGGUCACAGAAGGAAGGAAGAGCCAAACCAAAAAAAAAAAACCCAGAUUUUUUCAUAUCUGUAUAUAUAAAUGUCACUGUCCCAUAAGCUGUUUAUAGAAAAUGGAAAGAGACAUUUUUAGAAGUCAGAACAGACUGUUACUGUUCAUUGCUUUUGGAAGUAACUCUAUUGUUAUGCAAGUGAAAUGCAAAAAACAAGGAAACAUUUUACACAAAAGUACCAUGCAAAUGAAUGCCUAUAUAUUAUGUUGGAGCAGCAGUUGGGUCUAAUAGCACUGCUGCUGCAACAAUUAUGGGCCACAGUGAGAUGGGAGAAAAGUGACCAAAAAUGCGUCCUUUGUGUUCCCUGACCCAAAGACUAAGGUAUUGGACAUUUGACUGUCUUCCACUUCUUGAUACUAACAAGGAAAUAUUUCAGACUGGAGAAAUAACAAAUGGAACUCACAGAUGUACAGAGCCUUUUGACAUCGCCUGUAAUCAGCCUCUGACUAAAUCAUCACGUUGUGCUUCAAUAUUCUACUUUCUGUUAAGUAUAAUCUUCUAAACAGAUUUGGUCUACUGUUGAAAAAGAAAAUUAAACCAAUGUUAUUAUCAUUUCCUCAUAGAAUUCCUACAAAGCUGCUUGUAAAACCAUUGGAUUGCCUGUUUUUCUCUAACUUCCUCCUAAAAUGAAAACACGCAAGAAGACUGCUCUGUCCAUUUUUUAUAUAAAGUCCAAAUCAAAGACAAAGAUCUACAACUGGUUUCAAAUGAAAGGUAGAAAAAUCAGGAAUCCUGUGCUAGUGUUUGUACACACAAACCAUGGCAUCACAUCAAACGUGCACAUCCUCAAUACUAUUUGUCUUCAAAUUUAAUUUGCGAACAACAUCAGUUCUGCAAAUAUAGACUACAGCUCAUUUUGUACUUCCUCCCACAUGGCACACCUUCAUUACUGCCACCUACUGGGUUUUUUCAGCUGUUUCUUUUUUUUUUUUACCAACAGAGGGUUGUGUGGCUGAGGACAAGCACCUCAUAUAGUUUCCAAUAGGUUUCCACUCUCCCAUUAAAAUGUUGUAUUGUUUAAUUUCUUUCAUAGUAAUACUUAAAUGUUCUGUAAUACUUGCUAUUUUAUUGAAAAAAGUGUAGUGGACCUGAUCACAUUGAUUGUGCAGAGAGGAUACACUGCCUCAUGCUGUCAGACUAAUUCUAAUGAUGAUUCCACCAGCACCACAUUAGCUGGACGUCUCAUUAAAACUGUAUUAAAGGCAGUCAUGUCACGUCGACCUUCAGUUUUCUGCUGAUACUAAACAUCACUGUGGCCCAGGUGAAGCAUCUUCUGCUCAUCACCAGCAAAUUUGACAGUGAUAGAUUUCAGAAGCCAAAAUAAUCACCGUAGCAAACAGCUGUGAUUUUAUUAUACAUUUAACAAGGAACAUUUAACAUGCAAUUAUGUUUCAGUUACACAAAUGCUCAUUUGCCUUCACAAUUGUUUUAUGCUUCACACCUUCUCUCACUGUGCGUUGUUUUCCAUUCAUUCCCUGUCACUGUCUGCCCGUAACAAUGUGAAUUUAUUUAUCACAAAGAUGGAAUAGGGCAAAAAAAAAAACACCUCUGAUUUCCUUUGUUUAUAUUAGAAAGUCUUAAUGCACUGAGCACAUUUUCGUUUGUUUUCUAUUCCCUGUGGCUACCUUAACAUGUCUUUUUGUACUUUUUGAGCAUUUUGAAAGAAAAAAAACCCUGCUGAAGGAAUGAAGAGUUUUAUCUUGUGAAAUAUGAAUGAAGAAAAAAGGGCGAUGGCAGGUUUUUAACCUGUCAUGUUUAAAAAUGUGUGACUCACUUUUUAUGAGCGUGCUUUAUAUGCACAUGCCUUUUUGGAAGGAAAAAAAAGUACAUUGAUUUUGCUUCUAAAAGAAACUGCAUACAAUCAGUCCUACAUUGUAUCCUAAUGUUACUCCUCUGAUGUUUGAUCCUAUUUAAAGUGUUUGCCGUGUACAGAAGCAGAGGAUCCUGUGUAAAUAUGUGAUAGUUGCUCUCAUCCUGGGAUGGCAAGAAAAGCUGUAUGUAUGCAAUUCUGUGUGGGAGGAAGAUGAUUGAUUUUGAAUGUAACAUGCAUCAAUUAAAACUAUUAUUGACCUUGUAAUUAUUUUCCCCCAUUUCCUAAUACAUGACUUUUUUGUUCAGGAUUUCUAUGGGUAAUAAAAUGAUAUUACAGUUU